Penicillium samsonianum is the source of this 636-nucleotide messenger RNA. RefSeq lists its product as uncharacterized. The transcript is spliced from 3 exons. Lineage: Eukaryota; Fungi; Ascomycota; Eurotiomycetes; Eurotiales; Aspergillaceae. The record is from RefSeq and is a predicted model, not a curated record. The coding region runs from base 1 to 636 and encodes 211 amino acids.
AUGCAUUUUGUCAACCUUGCUGCUUUUGCCUGCGCUGUAAUCAGUGCCAGCGCAUUUGAAUUCCCGGACUUUGUCCCUCUGCACAAACGCCAGGAUCCCGGAACUCCUGCGUACGAGUGUCACGCCAACUGCGGUGGCGUAAUUACCGCCGGCCGUUCUGACGGAUACUGUGAUACCGACAAUUUCAAGACCGAACUGACCGAUUGCCUGAACUGUGCCGUUGAGUUCGACAUUUGGAAGUAUUACGGGGGUUCUGUGUCCAAGGCUGCUACUGCAUGUGGAUUGGAUGCCACCCCGGUUGAAGCUUCUUCCACCACUACAUCUGUUAGUGCAACCACUGCAUCCGAUAGUGCUAGCGCUACGAAGACUGCAGAGGAGACCAUCAAUUCCACUGUGACCACUGAUGCAGCGACUUCCUCUACUGGUACUACGGUCGCCUCAACUUCCGUGAGCCCCCCGCGUGUUUCUGGUUCUUCUCGCUCAUCGGCAUUGAUUCCUUCGGCAACACCUACUGGAAGCUCGACUGCUAGCACUCCUUCCUCGUCCCCCGUCUAUACUGGUGGUGCUAUGAUGAAUACAGGCAGUGGACUGGUCUCUGGUGCCUUUGUGGGUUGUCUUAUUGCAGCCUUCAUGUAA